This is a messenger RNA of Sporothrix brasiliensis 5110, 501 nucleotides long. Its product is annotated as alkyl hydroperoxide reductase 1. Gene Ontology annotation, cellular component: cytoplasm; mitochondrion; peroxisome. Lineage: Eukaryota; Fungi; Ascomycota; Sordariomycetes; Ophiostomatales; Ophiostomataceae. Gene Ontology annotation, biological process: hydrogen peroxide catabolic process; cellular response to oxidative stress; cell redox homeostasis. The transcript is spliced from 3 exons. The record is from RefSeq and is a predicted model, not a curated record. Bases 1 to 501 code for a protein of 166 amino acids. Gene Ontology annotation, molecular function: thioredoxin peroxidase activity.
AUGUCUGGUCUCAAAGCUGGCGAUGCGUUCCCCGAGGGCGUGUCCUUCCAGUACGUCCCGCCCACCGGCGAGCUCGACCUCACUGCCUGCGGCCUCGCUGUCCCCUACAACGCCAGCGAGGAGGCCAAGAACAAGAAGAUUGUGUUCGUGUCGGUGCCCGGCGCCUUCACGCCGACGUGCCAGGAGCAGCACGUCGUCUCGUACCUCAAGAACCGCGACGCGCUCAAGGCCAAGGGCGUCGACCAGGUUGUCUUCCUGGCCUUCAACGACCACUGGGUCAUGGCCGCCUGGGGCAAGGCCAACGGCGUGUCGGACGAUUCGAUUCUCUUCGUAUCGGAUCCCGGUGCGGCCUUUAGCAAGUCCAUUGGCUGGACCGCCGGCGAGCGGACUGCUCGGUACGCCAUUAUUGUCGACAACGGCAAGGUCGUGUACGCCGAGCGGGACACGGUCCCCAAGUCCAUCGAGAACACGGGUGCUGAGGCCAUCUUGGCCCGCUUGUAA